AUGAACUGCUACGGCUGCUGCUCAUUUUGUUCUUCGCCGCCCCCCCCUCACCCAACUUGCGACCCCCUCACCUACAACCUCUUUUCUCAGGAAUUGAAGACUGUUUCUCUCUUUCUUUUCUGCUUUCUUCUCUCUCUCUCUCGUCUCUCUCUCUCUUUUCUGCUUUCUUCUCUCUCUUUUCUGCUUUCUUCUCUCUCUUUUCUGCUUUCUUUCUCUCUUCUGCUUUCUUCUCUCUCUUGUUUUCUUCUCUCUCUUGUUUUCUUCUCUCUCUUCUUUUCUUCUCUCUCUCUUCUGCUUUCUUCUCUCUUUUGCUUUCUUCUCUCUUUUCUGCUUUCUUCUCUCUUUUCUGCUUUCUUCUCUCUUUUCUUCUCUCUUUUCUUUCUUCUCUCUCUUCUUUCUCUCUUCUGCUUUCUUUCUCUCUGCUUUCUUCUCUCUCUUCUGCUUUCUUCUCUCUCUUCUGCUUUUUCUUCUCUCUGCUUUCUUUCUCUUUCUGCUUUCUCUCUUUCUGCUUUCUUCUCUCUUCUACUUUCUUCUCUCUUCUGCUUUCUUCUCUCUUUUCUGCUUUCUUCUCUCUCUUCUUUUCUUCUCUCUUUUCUUUCUUCUCUCUCUUUCCUUUUUCUCUCUUUUCUGCUUUCUUCUCUCUUUCUUCUCUCUUUGCUUUCUUCUCUCUUUUCUGCUUUCUUUCUCUCUUCCUUUCUUCUCUCUUUUCUUUCUUCUCUCUCUCUUUCUUCUCUCUUCUUUCUUCUUCUCUCUUUCUGCUUUCUUCUCUCUCUCUUUCUUCUUUCUUCUCUCUUUCUUCUCUCUUUUCUUCUCUUCUCUCUCUUCUUUCUUCUCUCUUCUUUUCCUGCUUUCUUCUCUCUCUCUCUUCUCUGCUUUCUUCUCUCUUUCUGCUUUCUUCUCUCUUUUCUGCUUUCUUCUCUCUCUUCUGCUUUCUUCUCUCUUUUCUGCUUUCUUCUCUCUCUUCUGCUUUCUUCUCUCUUUUCUGCUUUCUUCUCUCUCUUUUCUGCUUUCUUCUCUCUUCUGCUUUCUUCUCUCUUUCUUUCUUCUUUUCUGCUUUCUUCUCUCUCUUUUCUGCUUUCUUCUCUCUUCUGCUUUCUUCUCUCUUCUGCUUUCUUCUCUCUUUUCUGCUUUCUUCUCUCUUUUCUGCUUUCUUCUCUCUCUUCUGCUUUCUUCUCUCUUUUCUGCUUUCUUCUCUCUCUUCUGCUUUCUUCUCUCUCUUUUCUGCUUCUCUCUUUUCUCUCUCUUCUCUGUUUUUUUCUCUCUUCUUCUCUUCUCUUUCUGCUUUCUUCUCUCUCUUUUCUCUUUCUUCUCUCUCUUUCUGCUUUCUUCUCUCUUCUUUCUUCUCUCUUCUUCUCUCUUCUCUUCUCUUCUCUCUUUUUCUGUUUCUUCUCUCUUCUCUCUUUUCUUCUCUCUUUUCUGCUUUUCUUCUCUCUUUCUGCUUUCUUCUCUUUUCUGCUUUCUUCUCUCUUUCUUCUCUUUCCUUUUCUUCUCUCUUUUCUGCUUUCUUCUCUCUUUUCUCUUUCUCUCUCUUUCUGCUUUCUUCUCUCUCUCUUUCUUCUCUCUUCUUUCUUCUCUCUUCUCUCUCUUUCUGCUUUCUUCUCUCUCUCUUCUGUCUUUUUCUUCUCUCUUCUCUUUCUUCUCUCUCUUUCUUUUUUCUUCACUCUCUUCUCUUUCUCUCUCUGUCUUCUUUCUUCUGUCUUCUCUUUCUUCUCUCUUUUCUGCUUUCUUCUCUCUUUUCUGCUUUCUUCUCUCUUUUCUGCUUUCUUCUCUCUUUUCUGCUUUCUUCUCUCUUUUCUGCUUUCUUCUCUUUUCUGCUUUCUUCUCUCUUUUCUGCUUUCUUCUCUCUCUUCUGCUUUCUUCUCUCUCUUCUGCUUUCUUCUCUCUCUUCUGCUUUCUUCUCUCUCUUCUGCUUUCUUCUCUCUUUUCUGCUUUCUUCCCUCUCUUCUGCUUUCUUUGUCUUUUCUGCUUUCUUCUCUGUCUUUUCUGCUUUCUUCUCUCUCUCUCUCUCUGUUCUUUUCUGGUUUCUUCUCUCUCUCUCUCAUUGUCUUUUCUGGUUUCUUCUCUCUCUCUCUCUCUGUCUUUUCUGGUGUCUUCUCUCUCUCUCUGUCAUUUCUGCUUUCUUCUCUCUCUCUCUCUGUCUUUUCUGGUGUCUUCUCUCUCUCUCUCUCUCUGUCUUUUCUGGUGUCUUCUCUCUCUCUCUCUGUCUUUUCUGGUGUCUUCUCUCUCUCUCUCUGUCUUUUCCGGUGUCUUCUCUCUCUCUCUCUCUCUUUGUCUUUAGUGUCUUCUCUCUCUCUCUCUAUCUUUUCUGGUGUCUUCUCUCUCUCUCUCUCUUUCUUUUCUUCUCUGUCUUCUCUCUCUCUCUCUUUUCUGGUGUCUUCUCUCUCUCUCUGUCUUUUCUGGUGUCUUCUCUCUCUCUCUCUGUCUUUUCUGGUGUCUUCUCUCUCUCUCUGUCUUUUCUGGUGUCUUCUCUCUCUCUCUGUCUUUUCUGCUUUCUUCUCUCUCUCUCUCUGUAUUUUCUGGUUUCUUCUCUCUCUCUCUCUCUUUUCUGGUUUCUUCUCUCUCUCUCUCUCUUUUUCUGGUUUCUUCUCUCUCUCUCUCUCUUUUCUGGUUUCUUCUCUCUCUCUUUCUGGUUUCUUCUCUCUCUCUCUCUCUGUCUUUUCUGGUGUCUUCUCUCUCUCUCUUUUCCGGUUUCUUCUCUCUCUCUCUCUCUCUCUUUUCCGGUUUCUUCUCUCUCUCUCUCUCUUUUCUGGUUUCUUCUCUCUCUCUCUCUCUUUUCUGUUUCUUCUCUCUCUCUCUCUUUUUUCUGGUUUUCAUCUCUCUCUCUCUCUUUCUCUUUUCCUGUUUCUCUCUCUCUUUCUCUUUUCUGGUUUCUUCUCUCUCUCUCUAUCUCUUGGUUUCUUCUCUCUCUCUAUCUCUUUUCUGUUUUUCUCUCUCUCUCUCUCUUUCUGGUUUCUUCUCUCUCUCUCUCUCUUUUCUGGUUUCUACUCUCUCUCUCUUUUCUGGUUUCUUUCUCUCUCUCUUUUCUGGUUUCUUCUCUCUCUCUCUUUUCUGUUUUCUUCUCUCUCUCUCUUUUCUAUUUUCUCUCUCUCUCUUUUCCGGUUUCUUUCUCUUUUCUCUCUCUCUCUCUUUUCUGUUUUCUUCUCUCUCUCUCUUUUCUGUUUUCUUCUCUCUCUCUCUCUUCUGUUUUCUCCUCUCUCUCUCUCUUUCUGUUUUCUCCUCUCUCUCUCUCUCUUUUUUCUCUCUCUCUCUCUUUCUCUCUCUCUCUCUCUCUUCUGUUUUCUCUCUCUCUCUCUCUUCUGUUUUCUUCUCUCUCUCUCUUCUGUUUUCUUCUCUCUCUCUCUCUUCAAUUUUCUCUCUCUCUCUCUUCUGUUUUCUUCUCUCUCUCUCUUUUGUUUUUCUCUCUCUCUCUCUUCUGUUUUCUUCCUCUCUCUCUCUCUUCUGUUUUCUUCUCUCUCUCUCUCUUCUGUUUUCUUCUCUCUCUCUCUUCUGUUUUCUUCUCUCUCUCUCUUCUGUUUUCUUCUCUCUCUCUCUCUACCUUUUUCCCUAUCUCUCUUCUGUUUUCUUCUCUCUCUCUCUCUUCAUUUUCUUUCUCUCUCUCCCUUCUGUUUUUUCUUCCUCUUCAAUUUUCUCUCCCUCUCUCUUCAGUUUUCUUCCCUAUCUCUCUUCAGUUUUCUUCCCUAUCUCUCUUCAGUUUUCUUCCCUAUCUCUCUUCAGUUUUCUUCCCUAUCUCUCUUCAGUUUUCUUCCCUAUCUCUCUUCAGUUUUUUCUUCUCUUCAGUUUUCCUCUCUCUUCAAUUUUUCUUCUAUCUCUCUUCAAUUUCUUCCCUCUCUCUCAGUUUUCUUCCUUCUCUCUUUUUCUUCCCUCUCUCUUCAGUUUUCUUCCCUAUCUCUCUUCAGUUUUCUUCCCUCUCUCUCUUCAGUUUUCUUCCCUCUCUCUCUUCAGUUUUCUUCCCUCUCUCUUUUCUCUUCAGUUUUUCUUCUCUCUCUUCUUUUCUUCCCUAUCUCUUCAGUUUUCUUCUCUCUCUUUUCAUUUUCUUCUCUCUCUCUUUCUUUCUUCUAUCCUCUCUCUCUUUUCACUUUCUUCUCUCUCAAUUUUCUUUUCUCUCUUCAGUUUUCUUCUCUCUCUCUUUUUUCUUUAUCUCUCUUCAGUUUUCUUCCCUCUCUCUGUUUUCUUUCUCUUGUUUUCUUCCCUAUCUCUCUUCAUUUCUCUCCUAUCUCUUUUCUGUUUGGCUCUUCUGUUUUCUUCCCUAUCUUUUCAGUUUCUUCUCUCUCAGUUUUCUCCUGUCUUUUCGUUUUCUUCUCUAUCUCUCUUCUUUUCUUCCUAUCUCUCUUCUUUCUCUCUCUUUUCAGUUUUCUUCUCUCUCUCUUUUCAAUUUCUUCUAUCUCUUUCAGUUUUCUUCUCUCUUCAGUUUUCUUCCUUUCUCCAGAUUUUCUUCCCUAUCUCUCUUCAAUUUCUUCCUAUCUCUCUUCAGUUUUCUUCUCUCUCUCUCUUCAGUUUUUUCCGUAUCUCUCUUCCAGUUUUCUUCAUUAUCUCUCUCUUCUCUCUCUCUCUUCUGUUUUCUCUCUCUCUCUUAGUUUCUUCUUGUCUCUGUCAAUUUUCUCCUUUCUUCUCUCUCUGUCUCUCUCUCUUUCUCUCCUUCUUCUUCUCUCUCUCAUUUUUUCUUUUCUCUUUCUUCUUCUCUGUCUCUCUCUCUCCUUGUUCUUCUCUCUCUCUCUCUCUCUCUCUUGUUCUUCUUUCUCUCUCUCUCUCUUCUUGUUCUUCUCUGUCUCUCUCUCCUUGUUCUUCUCUGUCUCUCUCUCUCCUUGUUCUUCUCUGUCUCUCUCUCUCCUUGUUCUUCUCUCUCUCUCUCUCCUUGUUCUUCUCUGUCUCUCUCUCUCUCCUUGUUCUUCUCUGUCUCUCUCUCUCUCUCCUUGUUCUUCUCUGUGUCUCUCUCUCUCUCCUUGUUCUUCUCUGUGUCUCUCUCUCUCUCCUUGUUCUUCUCUCUCUCUCUCUCUCUGUUCUUCUCUCUGUCUCUCUCUCUCUCUCCUUGUUCUUUCUGUCUCUCUCUCUCCUUGUUCUUCUCUCUGUCUCUCUCUCUCUCUCUCUGUUCUUCUAUUCUUCUGUCUCUCUCUCUCCUUGUUCUUCUCUCUCUCUCUCUCCUUGUUCUUCUCUCUCUCUCUGUUUUUCUUCUGUCUCUCUCUCUCUCUUGUUCUUGUUCUCUCUCUCUCUCUCUCUCCUUGUUCUUCUCUCUCUCUCUCUCUCUCCUUGUUCUUCUCUCUCUCUCUCUCCUUGUUCUUCUCUCUCUCUCUCUCCUUCUUCUUUCUUCUCUCUCUCUCUCCUUGUUCUUCUCUCUCUCUCUCCUUGUUCUUCUCUCUCUCUCCUUGUUCUUCUCUCUCUCUCUCCUUGUUCUUCUCUCUCUCUCUCCUUGUUCUUCUCUCUCUCUCCUUGUUCUUCUCUCUCUCUCUUUUCUUGUUCUUCUCUGUUCUCUCUCCUUGUUCUUCUCUCUCUCUCUUGUUCUUCUGUCUCUCUCCUUGUUCUUCUCUCUCUCUCUCCUUCUUCUCUCUCUCUCUCUCCUUGUUCUUCUCUGUCUCUCUCCUUGUUCUUUCUGUCUCUCCUUGUUCUCUCUGUCUCUCUCCUUGUUCUUCUCUGUCUCUCUCCUUGUUCUUCUCUGUCUCUCUCCUUGUUCUUCUCCUCUGUCUCUCCUUCUCUUCUCUCUCUCUCUCUCCUGUCCUCUCUCUCUCUUCUCUUCCUUCUCUCUCUGUCUUGUCUUUUCUCUCUCUCUCUGUCUUCUUUUAUUUUCUUCUGUUUCUUCUUUUAUUUUCUUCUGUUUCUUUUUUAUUUCUUCUGUUUUUCUUUUUAUUUUCUUUUCUUAUUUUCUUUUUCUUUUAUUUUCUUUUUUUCUUCUUCUGUUUCUUCUUUAAAACUCUUCUUAUUUUUGUCAUUGUUCUUGCAGGAGUUUGCAGCCCAAGUGCAUUCACUCAAAUGACUAUUGCAUCUAAUGUGAAAGGAUUCUAUUCUGCUGUCCGUCUAUCACCUCCUGCCACAUCUCUUUAUAUAACAGCUGGGGCCUUCCCUUAUGUUGGUUUCUUUUAUGCUGAAGAGCACUUUUUUAUUUUAUUUUUCAUUUAUUUACUUUUACUUUUUUUUUCCUUUUGUUUUCUCUCUCUUUAUACCCUUUUUGUUUUUUUUCUCUCUUGUCUUUUAUUCCCUUUUUGUUUUUUCUCUCUGUCUUUUAUUCCCUUUGUUUUUCUCUCUCUGUCUUUUAUUCCCUUUUGUUUUUUCUCUCUGUCUUUUAUUCCCUUUGUUUUUCUCUCUCUGUCUUUUAUUCCCUUUUGUUUUUCUCUCUCUCAAAUAUUUUUUUUUUUUUUUUAA
This is a messenger RNA of Acanthosepion pharaonis, 6351 nucleotides long. NCBI's taxonomy places the organism in Eukaryota, Metazoa, Mollusca, Cephalopoda, Sepiida, Sepiidae. The record is from the annotation of a GenBank genome assembly.